Messenger RNA from Aspergillus welwitschiae, 780 nucleotides. RefSeq lists its product as uncharacterized. Bases 1 to 780 code for a protein of 259 amino acids. NCBI's taxonomy places the organism in Eukaryota, Fungi, Ascomycota, Eurotiomycetes, Eurotiales, Aspergillaceae. The transcript has 8 exons. The record is from RefSeq and is a predicted model, not a curated record.
AUGAGAAUUGACCGGCGACUCUUUAAGAAUAAAUGGCGUAGAGGACGAGUGGGACAAGUCUGUAAAAAUUUCCAGGCCAAGUCCACUCGGACGACUGGAGGGGAGCGCGCAAAUCCCGCUGUGAACUGGGGAUACGCAGCAAUUGUAAGGCGCGACCAAAACCUUACGAGAGCAUGGAGGAGAGGAGAGGAGGAGGAGGAUUGGAAACGGUUGGUCGAACGAACGUCAAUCUCCGGAUUGCAGCUGGACCGUGGAUCAAUGAGAGUCGCGAUGAUCGCGGCGAGUGGAGCCGCGCAGCGUUUUGUUGGGAAAUCGGCGACCUUCAAGCCUCGGCCCAACAAAGCGGAUCUCACAUAUGAUGACCUGCCCGGGAUCACUGGAUAUUUCUCCGCCUCGACAAGCCGAACCAUCACCCUCCGCAAUUACUCUCAACCGCAUGAAACCAGUGGUACAACAUCUCCCAUUCAGCUACAGAUAAAGCAGUUGGGUGGAUCCCGUGACUGCAACAUGACUCGUGGGGCUGACUCAGCGUCUGACAUCACUCAACCAUCAUUGACUCGACAAAUGCGGCAGCUGUGCCCUCAUUGGCCAGAAGUCAAGAUUCUGAGCCUGACGGUUGAGCCUAGAGCUCGUGAUCAGGGAGAUGGAUCGACAUAUUGGCGUGUGCAUUUGAGUAAUAGCAGCUUCUGUGGUCGUAGCUUACUGUAUCCCCUCAACACCGGGGAUAUAGGGAAAGACAGGAAUUCAAUGAGUACUAGCGGAGACUACAUGCUUAACUGA